Molecule: messenger RNA, 876 nt
Organism: Xyrauchen texanus (razorback sucker)
Lineage: Eukaryota; Metazoa; Chordata; Actinopteri; Cypriniformes; Catostomidae
Product: lysosomal thioesterase PPT2-like
Exons: 8
Coding region: 1-876 (291 amino acids)
Cellular component (GO): lysosome
Molecular function (GO): thiolester hydrolase activity
Source: RefSeq, a predicted model, not a curated record
AUGACUGAUUGUUGGAGACCAUUUGUUAUCAUAUGGAGUGCAAUACUGCUUGCCUAUGUCACUGGAUACAAACCUGUCAUCAUAGUUCAUGGGAUCCUAGAUGGACCCAAACAGUUCGAGAAUUUGGAGAAAUUUCUAAAUCAGUCUCAUCCAGGCACCAUCGUGACUACGAUAGCCCUGUAUGACUACAUUGCCAGUAUGAAGCCACUGUGGCUACAGGUGGAUGGCUUCAGAGAGGCAAUCAGACCCAUAAUGGAGAAUGCUGAAGAUGGUGUCCAUCUCAUCUGCUUCUCACAAGGUGGCUUGAUAUGUCGAGGAGUUAUUGCUACUCUUCCAAAACACAAUGUCCGCUCCCUGAUAUUCUUGUCUUCACCACUAGCUGGCCAGUAUGGAGAUUCAUAUUAUUUGAGGUAUUUUUUUCCCCAAAUGUAUCAAGUCAAGGCUGUAGCCUACCAUUUUUGUUAUACCAAAUGUGGACAAAAGAUAUCAAUCUGCAACUACUGGAACGAUCCACACCAAAGAGACAGGUACCUGAAGAGCAGCAACUAUCUUGCCCCACUAAAUGGUGAAUUAGAGCAUGCCAAUUUAACUGUGUGGCGAGACAGCUUCCUGCGCAUACAGAAGCUGGUUCUGAUUGGUGGACAAGACGAUGGUGUUAUUACUCCGUGGGAGUCCAGUAUCUUUGGAUACUAUGACAGUAAUGAAACUGUGGUUGAGAUGGAAAAACAGGAUUGGUUUCUAAGAGAUGCGUUUGGUCUGAAAACACUGAACUCAAAAGGAGCUGUGGUCAAGUGUGUCGUCCAUGAUGUUUCCCAUACAUCUUGGCAUUCAAACAUCACAGUCUUCCAGAAUUGCAUAGACAAGUGGCUCACCUAA